This is a messenger RNA of Drosophila erecta, 2144 nucleotides long. RefSeq names its product polycomb protein PHO. Gene Ontology annotation, biological process: regulation of transcription by RNA polymerase II. Bases 459 to 2078 code for a protein of 539 amino acids. The transcript has 7 exons. The record is from RefSeq and is a predicted model, not a curated record. NCBI's taxonomy places the organism in Eukaryota, Metazoa, Arthropoda, Insecta, Diptera, Drosophilidae. Gene Ontology annotation, molecular function: RNA polymerase II cis-regulatory region sequence-specific DNA binding; DNA-binding transcription factor activity, RNA polymerase II-specific. Gene Ontology annotation, cellular component: transcription regulator complex; PcG protein complex.
CAUUGCUAAAAAUACUAGAGUUUAGUAUAUCGCAAAUAUUUGGUCAUCGAAUACCCAUGCCAAACAACCAGAAUACCUUUUCAAUAUUUUGAGACAUUUGGUAUCGGGUUUUAUAAAAUUUAUUAGCAUUGUUUUGUUUUCUUUUGUUUUGUUUUGUGAAAAAAAAUAGGUUAUCAAUAAAUUUAUCGGGCAUUUAGCAAAUCUUGCGGACUAUUUCAACCACAUUUUUGUACAUAUAGACUGCAUUUUCUAAGAGAUCCGUUUGGCAUCUUUAUCGCUAUAUAUUAUGUUCUCUACUGCAAUAUGACAAUUAUUAAUUCUGUGGAAGUUUUUCUUUCAGAUAUAAUAGCCUCAGGGAAUAAAACGCUCAGGAAACAUACAAAUCUUACCUAACACAUGUGCCUGCAUUUAUGUUUGCAUAUAAAACGCUUUAAUACUAUCCGUAAAUUCAUAAAUUAAUGGAUUAUAGCAUUGCAAAUAUGGCAUACGAACGUUUUGGAAUUCUUCUUGAAAGUGAACAGUACGAUGAAGAUAUAGGCAACGCAAGAGGCAAUCAGAAAAUGAAUGACCACGAUAUAAGCAAUGUAAUUAUUUGCUUUUCUUUAGGCAACCACAACGACUUACACAGACAAAAAUCAUUUGACCGAAUUAUUCAUUCAGAAUCAAAAGAUAGUUAUAACGAGAUUAAUUACAACAUUCAUGGAAAGGUACAUCUAAAAGCGGCUGAUACUUUAAUUUCUUCGAAAUUAAGAAUGAAUACGAAUAUGGGCUAUGAAAUGAAUAUCAACUGUUUUAAAAAUAUUGAAUAUGGCAAAAAUCCAGAAACUUCAAAAGAUAUAGCAAAUAGUUUUUUAAACAAUGGUAUUAAUACAGAAGAGUCUGGCGCUGGUGAUAAAAGUGCACCUUUCCUAACUUUAGGUACAACAAUACUCAAUUCAACUGGCAAGUCAAGACGAUGGGAACAAAAGCUUGUUCAAAUCAAAACUAUGGAAGGAGAGUUUAGUGUUACAAUGUGGGCAUCCGGGAUAUCCGACGAUGAAUACUCCGGUUCAGAACAAAUCGGUGAUUCGGAUAUAUUAAAAGAAAAGGAGGAUAUUGAUUAUGAUCGCUUCACGUCUCAACGAAAUAAAGAAUACCAGAAAAUGGAGUCGAAAUUAACUAAUACACAGGCACUUGAAAUGCAUCCACCUAUAAGCUCAGUUCAAAUCAUGGAUCAAUUAACAAAGGAGAGGGGAAUUUUGUUCCAAGAAAAUAAUUUUACCGAAAGGAUUUUAUCUAAGUCAAGCUUAAGUUUCGAAGACCCAAUCUUAAUUCCUGAUUCUUCAAGUAUUCAGUUGGUUAAUGAAACUGCCGCAAUGACAAUUAAUAAUCACAGAAUUUUAAAUAAUCAUACGGACAAUACAGGUGAUCUGCAUACAUUGACAAGCUCAGUGCCAUUUGAUCUUGGCUUGCAGGAGGGACAAGUAAAUGAAAGCUUAUCAACAUCACAAACAACCCACCAUGAAAAUACAGGCUUGACAGGAUGUGCUGAAGUCAGAUUAAAUCUUUCCGAAGUUACGGUGGCCUAUACAAAUGAUAAAAAAAUAGCUUGCCCUCAUAAGGGCUGUCAUAAGCACUUUAGAGAUUCAUCUGCGAUGCGAAAACAUUUGCACACUCACGGUCCUCGAGUCCAUGUUUGUGCAGAAUGUGGUAAAGCUUUCGUAGAAAGUUCUAAGCUUAAAAGACAUCAGUUGGUUCACACCGGUGAAAAACCAUUUCAGUGUACAUUCGAGGGAUGUGGAAAACGAUUUUCUCUGGAUUUUAACUUAAGAACGCACGUAAGAAUACAUACUGGAGAUAGGCCUUUUGUUUGUCCGUUUGAUGCCUGUAAUAAAAAAUUUGCUCAAUCCACGAAUUUAAAAUCUCACAUACUAACUCAUGCGAAAGCAAAGAGAAACACCAGCAGCACGGUGAAAAGUGGUUGUUCAAACUCUGACUCAAACAGCCAGAGUGAAGAUAACUCUAGAAAUUAUGUUAAGGUAGAGCUACAGGAUAGUGUUACAGAAAACCACGUACCGUUUGUGGUAUACGCAGACUGAGCGUGUAUAUCGACAAAUUUCCAAGUUCAUCUCGAUCAAAUUUGGAAUGAUUAUUAAUGCUAUAUU